GCAAGGCCCAGGGGUCGGGUGCAGAGCCACGUGGCUGAGGCCCAGCACCCACCGCAUCGUGCGUUUUUUCCUUCCUUCUUCCCGCGCUUUCGCUGCUCUUUGUUCUGCACAGGACUCUUGGAGCGAGAGAGCGUAACCAGCAGCAGCGGCUUCAGCAACACCGGUCUGCGGCAGAUGAGAGGCGCGGAUGGACGCAGCUUCUUUGCAAGAACAGCAGCAGGAACAGGACAAGGACAAGGACAAGGAGCAGGACCCUGCAGCUAGCCCCGAUGACGACCACCAGCAGCAGGAGGAAGUGCAGGAGGAUCACCACAGAACCUCACUCUCUUCCUCUCUCGAACUACCAAUACCCGCCAUCGCCCGCGUCGUCGCCCUCCGCCAGUCAUCCGACCGCACGCUGCCCCCUCUUCCCUCGCGCGGAGCCUCCUCUGCCCCUGUCUCUGUCUCCGACCCACCGCAGGAGCAACAGCAACAGCAGCAGCAGCAGCAGGCGGGCUUCAGUCUUGAGAAAUCACACCGGCCAAAGACAGGGAUUGUUAGGAGUAAACGGCCGCCGCCGCUCAAUAUCGACCAGGCGAGACCGGGACGGAGUGCGUCUGGGAUAGGGCGACGGGUGCGGAGGAUGACGAGCAGUGUGCUCGGGAAAGCCCUGCCCCCCGUGGUCCUCAACGACGGAGAACCAAAAAACACAGCAGCAACAGCAGCAACAGCAGCAACAGCUCCCACGCCAACCUACGCCCGCAAAAACAGAAAGCGCGUGCUCGGCCUGCCAUGGUGGGCCUUCGCCCUCAUUCUCUUCGCCCUCGUCGUCGUCAUCAUCGUCUGCGUCGUCGUCCCCACCCAAAUAUCCGCAAAACGCAAAGCGAACCGCGCAUCCGACAGCUCAGCAAGCACAACCUCCUCCACCUUACCACACUACCCUUUCUCGCCCUCCACCACAUCCACCAGCAGCAGCUCGAGUCCGUCGGCGUCGGACGUCAGCACCGCGAUUUGUCGCAAAAUCCUGCCCUGCGAAAACGACGGUGUGAGCUCGGUGCGUAACCUCACCUGCGUCUGCAUCUGCACAAAUGACUUUGCUGGAAACGUGUGCCAAUACGCCUCCGGCACCGCGUGCAGCGUGUACACCCUCGCAGACGCCGACGCGGACGGGAAGAACGUCACGCUCGGGACGUCGAUCGCGGAGGUCCUUGACGACGAUAACGAGUAUUUUGCAUACAUCAGCCUGAACGCGUCGACAAUCUACGACGUCUUGACCGACGCCGACGUAGGCUGCUCAUCGCAAAACGCCCUUGUCUCUUUCGACACCGACGACUUCACCAGCACCAGCAGCACGUUCAACAUCACAUCCACAGUCCUUGACUUUGCACAGAUCCUCGUGCUCGACGUGCUGCAAACAAACAAGAGCGUGAGCGACGCGGCGAUGCUGCAGGAGAGCUUGCAGACCGCGUUUGACGACGACGAGAUCGAUGCUGAUUCGGGGACGGUGUAUCUCGAGUACUGCGGCGUCGAGGUCGAUUUCUUGACUUUUACUGCUACGGGCAACGGCGUCGGAGGCGGGUGGUAGCAUCUUAUUCUAUGAACUUACGAAUUUGCAUUUUUUGUCUUUGUCUUUGUGUUUGUGUUUGUCGGGGAGUAAACUGGUUAGAUCUCGUGUAGACAUGACGAUCGUCUUAAUAAUCCUGCUAUGUGCGUUCUAUGAUUAAUA
Messenger RNA from Myxozyma melibiosi, 1705 nucleotides. RefSeq lists its product as uncharacterized. NCBI's taxonomy places the organism in Eukaryota, Fungi, Ascomycota, Lipomycetes, Lipomycetales, Lipomycetaceae. Bases 188 to 1564 code for a protein of 458 amino acids. The record is from RefSeq and is a predicted model, not a curated record. The transcript has 2 exons.